AGACAUUCUUUUCUCUGCUCACUCUGCACUUCUCACUCACAGACUCAAGAACUCAAAACAACCCCACCUGUGCUUUUUGGUUGUUUUACUCAUAUUGUCUCUCACGGGCUCAUGACUGAUUAAUCAUUUAUCCUUUUGCUGUGUAAAGACAACCAUCUUGGCCUUCCUUUUUCUCACAUUCCUUUGAUUUUCUGGUGUUGUGUUCUAUGCCUAUAUUGCUCAAUUGAAGACCAUUCUUUAUCUGUGUUUCUAAAAUCAUGGUUUUGGGAUUGAAGGGCAGAACUAGGAAUAGCCCCUCAGUUCAAGUCGAAUAUCUAAUCCAUAUUAAGGAGAUUAAACCUUGGCCACCGUCGCAUUCAUUGAGAACGCUCCGUGCUGUUCUAAUCGAAUGGGAACACGAAGAUAAGCACUCUGGAUCUACUAAUCAAGUUGUUCCAUCGUCGGGAACUGGUUCUGGUAUUGGUGACGGGAGAAUUGAAUUCAAUGAGUCAUUUAGACUUCCCGUGACACUACUAAGAGAAACUUCGCUUAAAGGUGGAGACGGAAACGCGUUCCAAAAGAAUUGCGUAGAAUUCCACUUGUAUGAACCCCGGCGUGAUAAGACCGUGAAAGGUCAACUUUUAGGAACUGCGAUCAUUGACUUGGCAGAUUAUGGUGUUGUUAGAGAGAGUUUGAGCAUAUGUCCCCCUAUUAACUGCAAGCGAACUUAUAGGAACACAGCACAGCCUCUUCUUUUCCUGAAAAUUCAGAUAGGUGAGAGGAGUCGUGUGAGGUCAUCCUUGAGGGACAAGUUAAAAAGAGAAGCUUCAAUGGACCGAAAUGGUUCUCUUUCUAGAUUACUGAGUGAAGAAUAUGCUGACGAAGCUGAGUUUGCUUCAUACACUGAUGAUGAUGAUGAUGAUGUUUCCUCGCAUUUAUCAGUGCCUGUUUCUUCUUCAACUAACGAAUCAAACUAUGGUUCACCCCCUCAAGAAGAGGAUAGAUCCGAGGGAGUAAAAAGUAGCCCUCGACGAGAUGAAGACGAAAAUGUCCUUGAUUAUAAGAAAAGGCUUGCAAAUAUGGACGAGACGCCAGAGACAAAAUCUCUACCUAGUUUGAAUGGAAGUUUGUCGCACUCCUCAACUGAUUUGUCCUCUGAUCUGGCUUGGAUUUCAAAGAAAAUUGGUGGUUGUAGUAGCAUUCAGUAUUCGACAUCAAAUGUGAGUGAUAUAACUGAGGAGACACAGAAUGCCUGCAUGAUAAUCAAACAGGACAAGCAAGUACAAUGUAUGGAACAAAUACCGGUCAAUGGCGAAAGUGUUAAUGAACAAUCCAGUCGGCAGAACUCAGAUCCAGCUGAAAAAGCCUGUCCUAUUCCGCAUAUCACAGAUGAUAACAAUAACUUUGUGAGCACAGUUAGUAAUUUCUCCGAUAGUGAAAUUGAAGAGAACACUUCCACUCCACCUGUAAAUUCGCUGUGUGAUGAUGCAAGAGCUGCGGUUACCAAAAAUGGUUCUGUUGAUGGUGAAAACAGUGAGGGUUAUCAGCAAAAUGAACAAGGAAAAGAACCUAUGGAAGAUGAAGGGCAAUGCAAAAACGAUGAGUCAAUCAGUUGCUAUUCAGAAGAGGAUACUGUAAAACAUGAUUUGAAGGAAACUCAUGCAAUUUCUGCUUACAGGGACAGUUCCGGAGCAAAGAGUAGUACCCCCGAUAAUGAGAUAUUAAAGCAUGUAAUGUCAGUCAGGUCAUCACCAGAAUCAAAUAGGGGUGACGGAUCUGUCGGAAGUAAUCAGCUUUUAGUACAAGACACUCUGAAAAGUGCUCGAGGUUUUUCAAGCAAUGAGAGAAAAGAUCAAAAAGCGAGUCCAAGGGACACAACAAACAUUCUUUUGGAAAGCAAAAUCCAUAAGUUGGAGCAAAGAGUAAAGAUGCUUGAAGGAGAAUUGAGAGAAGCUGCUGCUAUUGAAGUUGGCCUUUACUCAGUUGUUGCUGAGCAUGGAUGUUCCAUGAAUAAGGUCCAUGCUCCGGCAAGACGCCUGUCCAGGUUCUAUCUACAUGCAUGUAAAGAAACCUCCGUAUUGAAAAGGGGAAGUGCUGCUAAAAGUGCUAUUUCUGGAAUAUAUUUGAUUGCAAAAGCAUGUGGACAUGAUGUUGCUAGGUUAACUUUCUGGCUAUCAAAUUCAGUGGUGCUGAGAGCAACUAUAACCAAAUUCCAUGGGCAGCAGCAGUUACCUCUUUCUACUGAAACUAUGCUUGGAAAUUCUGUUGUCACGGACAAGAAGAAGUUUUCCCCACUUAAGUGGGAAUCUCACUCUAGCAACGGUGUAGAAGAUGAUAUUUGUGAUAGUUUAGGCAAUUGGAAGGACCCUGUUACAUUUAUAAGAGCACUUGAAAAAGCAGAGGCUUGGAUAUUCUCCCGCAUCAUUGAAUCUAUUUGGUGGCAGACUCUCAUUCCACAUAUGCAGUCUGGUGCUGCAACCGCAAUCUGUAAUAGCAUGGGUUCCGAGAUAAACAAUGUUUGCAGUAAGACGUCUAGUUCAGGUGCUGAAGAGCAUGUAAAUUUUUCCUUGGAUCUUUGGAAAAAAGCCUUGAAAGAUGCCUGUGAUAGGAUUUGCCCUGUUCGAGCUGGCGGACACGAAUGUGGCUGUUUGCGUUUGCUCUCUAAAUUGAUAAUGGAACAAUGUGUGGCUAGAUUGGAUGUAGCUAUGUUCAAUGCUAUCCUUCGAGAGUCUGCUGAUGAGAUGCCUUCAGAUCCUAUAUCAGAUCCCAUCAGUGAUGCCGAGGUGCUUCCCAUUCCAGCUGGAAAAGCUAGCUUUGGGGCAGGUGCACAACUGAAAAAUGCGAUAGGGAAUUGGUCUAGAUGGCUCACUGACCUUGUUGGGAACUCACUACACGAUGAAAAUAGAGCAGAUAAUGAUGAUGAUGGGAGUGAAGAAUAUGAUACAUCUUCCAAAUCUUUCUAUCUCCUCGACGCACUGAGUGAUCUUAUGAUGCUUCCAAAGGAUAUGCUGUUAAGUAGGACAAUAAGAAAAGAGGUCUGUCCCACAUUUGGUCCAAUUAUAAUAAGAAGGGUUCUUAAUGUUUUUGUCGCGGAUGAGUUUUGCCCUGAUCCAAUACCUGAAUGUGUACUUGAAGCUCUUAACACAGAGGAUCCUUUUGACGCGGAAGAAGAUUCAGUCAUGAGCUACCCCUGCACAGCAGCUCCUAUAGCAUAUAAGCCACCUUCAACAGCUUCAGUGGAUAGUCUAUUAGGUGACAUUAGUAGCCAUUCUAAGCUGAGACGGAUCGGAUCUUCAGUGCUCAAGAAGUCAUACACAAGCGAUGAUGAGCUCGAUCAAAUGGAUAUGAACUUCAUCAUUUCUGAGGGCAUUGAAACUUCACCACUUGCAAAAUCCAGUAGGAUAUUGAAAGGUAAUGUUGAUGGAAAUGCUGUGAGGUAUCAACUCCUUAGGGAGGUAUGGAUAAAGAGUGAAUUAUGAUUUUGAUCUGUAGUAAUUAUCUUUAUAAAGUAAAAAGAAUGUUUGCCUUCUUUUUACUUCUGUUAAUAAAUAUUUGCAGCUAACGCAACUGCUGUAUUCCUUCUCA
Molecule: messenger RNA, 3564 nt
Organism: Nicotiana tabacum (common tobacco)
Lineage: Eukaryota; Viridiplantae; Streptophyta; Magnoliopsida; Solanales; Solanaceae
Cellular component (GO): nuclear pore
Source: RefSeq, a predicted model, not a curated record